UUUCCCUUUCGUCCCCGGCAACUCUCGUCGAAGGCAGCCCUCCUCCCCGCCGUCGAUUCUGUCUCAGUCGAACCCCACUUUCUUCCAUGACCGAAAGGGCACUUGAACUUCCAAUUCCUUUGAGUAAGAAUUUCCGUGCGCAGUAUUCUGUGUUCAAACGUGAAAUAUGCUUCGAAGUACAUUCAUAACAUGUUGUCUAAGAAACAAAUGGAACUAUUCCGGAAUACAGCAUGCGGUCACCUUGCAGAUAUACCUGAGAUUCAAGUCUUUGCUGAAAUUGUGCACAUGUUAUUGUUACGCCUUGUGAAGCAAUAGCCUGAAGAUGAGCACUGGUUCUGUGUAGUGGAGGGUAAAAUUGUGGAAUUCACGAAUAAUGAUUUAUGCCGCAUUACUGGAUUACCUCCGGCAGCCCUUAGGCCCGUCGUGGCUGAAGAGAGUGAAAAUCUGAUGAAGAGGCUAAAGAAAUGGAAGAAGCUGGGGAGGUUGCUAAUACAUAUUUUGGCGGAUCACUGGAUAUCACUUUUCAGAUGGUGAAGGACAAGGUUCAAAAAGUACGUCUUAGUAGAAAAGGUAAUGGAGUGCUAGGUGUCAAGCUUGCAUCCCUCUUCUUGGUUGAGAACGUAUUGCUAGGAAGAGACAGGACAACCAAGAUUAGCUGGAGGUCUAUUAAGCUGGUUAAUGACUUUGAGGAGUUCAAGGAGCUGUGGUCUUCUUGAUGGCAGUCGACGAAGUUUAUCGACAAUAAGGCUAACAUCCCUGGAAAUAAAAAGCUAAGUUAUCAGUGUACGGUAUGCCAUUGGUCCUAAAGGUGUGGGCGUAUGAAAAAAUUCCUAAAUUUGGGGAACACUUUAAAUGUUUGCAGCAUAAUUCCAACCUUCCAAGAUACGGAAAAUUGUGUUUGCUGAUGAGGUUCCUACACCUCUUACUUCCGAUGAUGAAGAUGAAGACAAUCCUGAAGUAGAAAUUAGAGAUAGAGUUGAAGAAAUGUGUGCAAGUAUUGACAAGAUCAAAACAGGUGUUCAUAGGCUAGAGAAAAGGGUGGAAAAGGAUCUUGGUGCACUGAAAGACCUGCUGCUUCAGGUUAUUGAUAGAGUACACAUUGUUUUAAAGGAAAAGGGGGGCCCUUCUGUCCCAAGUAAGCGGGAAGAAGAAAAAGAAGUUUCUGCAAAACAUGUUGAGUUUAUUGGCCCUGAAAAUUUGCAAUCCUCAAACACUCCAGUUGAGGAAAAGGUAAUAUAUGUCUGUGAAAUACCAAAUGGUUAGGUUGAAGGGGAUACAUGUUGUGAUAUUGUUGCUGAAGAUAAAACCAUGUCUACACAUCCUGUUAAGAAUGUAGCGACUGUGGGUGAAGAGGAUAAAUCUUGUCUUGUUCUUGCUGAAGAUCAAAUUACGUCUGCAGAUCAUAUUGUGAAUGUCGCCGACUGAGAUAUGUUGCUUACCUUUUUUGUUUUGUUUUAAUCAUUGCAAAUUAAGUUCUUCAAGAAAUAGGCAUAAAAUGUUAUUGUUAGUGUGGUGUUUCUAGUGCCCGUAUAUAGCAAUGUUUUAUAUGUAUGUAUAUUUCGUGUUGUCUGUGUAUAAGUGAUAUAUGUCUGUGAUAUAUGUCUGUCAAAUACUAAAUGCUUCUGCUGAAGGGGAGAAAUCUACUGCUGUUGUUGGUGAAGCACAAAAUUUGGAAAUAGAUCCGGUAAUGAAUGUAGUGGUGGAGGUAUGUUGAAGGAUGUAUUUAUUUCGGUUGUGGUUUUUACAUUUUUGUUGGUGAAGAACAUUUUUGCAUUAAUCGUUCGAAAUUAUGUUCUCCUUCAUUUCGAAGUUGAAGUGACAAUCUGAACAAAUUAAGGAAGAACACAUGUAUGAGGACUGUCUCACUCCCACAAAUCUUUUGAUGUGCCUAAAUGAGGUGCACAUUGUGAUAUGCAAACAUUUUUUUAUUUACACAGACAGUACACAGUUCACACAAACAAUACUCAUUAAGUGCACAUGCUAAUUAAACAUGUGUUCACCGAUAUAUAUUUGUGUGUGCCUAUAUAACUCCCUUAACUUUGAUCAAUUUGUGUAGGUGGAAGAUGACAAGUUCCUUGCUUUGACAGCCCCCGGUCCAUUUGAAAACUUGGAUUGAGAUCUCGUUGGUGAUGAUGUUGGGACUGCUGGUGUAGACAUGAAGGUCAUUGAAGAAGUUAGUAUGAAAGAAGUGAUGAAGAGAAAGCGGUUCAGAGUGAAGUACAUAUGCAACCCAUACAUUGCUCCAAUGACUAAGAGGCUUAAGUUAUUCCCUAGAAGGCCAUGAAUGGCUUCCGGUGAUGUACAACGAACGACACCGGUGGGUACCAUGUUUCUUAAAGCCAACCUUUUGGGCGGGUAUGUCUAAAACUCAACGAAGUAAAAGUAUUAAUGCUUUUUUCGAUGACUAUGUGAAUUUGAAAACCAGUCUUAAACAAUUUGUUGAGCAAUACGAAUGCGCAUUGCAAAGUAAGGUAGAAGGAAUUUCACGUUGAUACAAGUUCGUUUGCAAAAACGAUUCAUUGUGUUACAACAUUUGAAAUGGAAGAACCAGUCCAAGAAAUUUACACCCUAGCUAAGUUCAUGGAGUUUCAAGAUGGAGUUGGAAGUACAUUGUAUUGUGAUCUCUUACAAAGCGAAGGUGAUAGAAAAUGUAAUGUGAAGGAGGUUCGAAAGAUUAAUGGGUUUUGAAAGACCUUUAACUUUGUUGUUGAAUAUGACUCAUUAACUACUUUUGGAACAUGUAGUAUCACUUGUUUAAAUUUAGGGGUAUGGUAUUAAGACAUUUGAGUGUGGUCUUACUUCCGCUUGAAUUGGAGCUUGAUAAGUCCGUAUUUAGACACGCAUUUGAUGCGUGUUCGGAUCGACUUUUGAUGGUUUUCCUAGCUUUAAGGUGUUACAAGUCUCAAUUUUAGCUCAAGUUAUGUUUAACAGGCGUUGGUUCGAGUUUUGUGUCAUUUGGAGUCAAAAUCAGGAUUUUAGAGUUCAACAUCGGCACUUGAGGAGCAAUCGGGAUGAUUCGAGAUGCAUUUGAGUGUUGAUUUGAGAGCUAUGGAGGUCACCGGUAGGUUUACGAUGAAGAUUUAAUGACAAAAGAGCUCUAGGAUUGGCUAUGGGAUCAAAAAGAAGAUGAACGAAGCUUGAAAACGACGAUCAGGAUGACCUUCUGUCAAUCGGGCAAGCAUAUCUCUUUGUAGAAGCAUCCAAUGAACACGAUUCAAAGUCCACAUGAAAGCCAACUUCAAGAUCUACAAAUCAUAUGAAGACAUCAUUCCUAGAAUCUGAGAGGAAGAAGAUGAAAACAGACGAUGAAGUCAGAUGAUCUCUGCUGCGAUCUCAGAAUGACACCUUCCACCGUUUUGAUCAUAUCUCUUGAUUGGAUGAUUCAAAUCACAUUCGGCAAAUUGGGUUGGAUAGAAGACUUCAUCAUCUACAACUUUCAUGAAGAAAGUUUUGUCAAAUUCGGAAGUUUUACGCACGCCGUGCGUCCGGGUACGCCCGCCGUGCGUCCAAGGCGUUAAAUUGAAGGGAGCUACUGGCAGCAACGCACGGCCGUGCGUCCGGGUACGCACUCCGUGCGUUCAAGGCAUUAAAAUGGCGAAAGGCUACUGGCAGAAACGCACGGACGUGCGUAGGGGAACGCACUCCGUGCGUUGCCUAUUUUCACGCGCAGGUCCGUCGGACGCACGGCAGCAACGCACGCCGUGCGUAGGCUCCGUGCGUACCGCGGAUCUGUCCUUUUUCGACCCAAACUCAUUGUUUUCUAUAAAUUAAGCCUCCCUAACCCCGUUUUGAGGGGGGGGGGGGAAACCUAGAGAGAAGCUUAGGGACGUGUUUUACAGUGUUUUUCCGCUAUUUUGUUCAAGACCCUGAGAUUCUUUGUAAGUUUCAUCUUUUUAAUUAAUGACAAUUAUUUUUAUUCAUCCCAAUUCUAUUGAUUCUUCAAUUAUGAAUUGUGAGUAGUUUAAUUAGGGAUUUGGGGUUGAUGAAGGGGUUAAUCAUGAUGUAUGGCUAGAUUCUUGUCGGUCUAAUUGCAUGAAUGCCGUUUAAUUUGUGUUUGAAUAAUUUAACUGAUAUCUCUUGUAACCUAGAUGGCCACUAGAAUUACAAUUGCAUGUAGAAUAAAUUAAGAGAGAUCUAAUUUGUUCUAGGACACAUUCACACACACUUAAUCGUUCGCUAAGAGAUUAGUAGCGAUUAAGGGGCCGUAAGCUCGCUCGUCUUGGCAAUAAUUUAGGAUCCUGUCGCAUGAGAGAUCAGCCUGGUCCCCUAAAUUAUUGUACUCUACGCCGCGAGAGCGGUAAGAACUUAGUAAUGAUUAGCUAGGCUCAAUUUAAUUAACUUCAUGUAAUUAGGCCUGAUCUGCCAGAAAUCUGGUUACCCCGGAAUCGAUCCCUGUUCCCUUCGUCAUUAAUUAGAAAGAACCCCCUAGGUUAAUUAUUCACAUUAGUUUAAUUUAAUUUUUAUUCAAUCAAUCAAUCUCGCACACUUGCAUUUUAUUUUAUUUUAUUUUAUUUUUAUUCGCUGAAUUUAGUUAAUCUUUAAUUCCCUUUUGUCCGUCCCUGUGGAGACGAUACUCGUACUUUCAACCACUUUACUACAUCAAUUUUUAAGUGCGAGAAAACACACAUCAGUUUUUGGCGCCGUUGCCGGGGACGGUGUCGGUUUUAAGGGUUAAUUAAUUUCAGUGAGAUUUUUUUUUUAGUUAGUUUUCUUUUAGUUUUUCCGUAGGAUUUUUCUGUGCUAACCUUUCAGGUAUUUUUUCUAAGAGGCAUGAGAUGAACCUAUUCAGCCAAAUUCCUGGAGGAAUUCCUUACCCUCAAACCUCCAUGGAAUAUUCAACAUAUACACCAUACCCUCCUUACACUCCUCCUCCUCCUCCUCCUCCUCAAUAUUACACAUCUCAUCAAAAUUCUUCUCCUACACCACAAAAUUUCCCAUCUUCCUAUUCUUACCCUCUUCCAAAUACGCAAUACUCUCAAUCUCAUUCUCCGAAUCAAUAUCCUUAUCCACAAUAUCAUCGGACAAAACCAGGCUCCAUUAUGGAAUUUCUCAUUCAAACUAAAAGUCCCGAGGAAUUGGUUGAUUACUUUCCUAAGAAUAGCAUUUGUAACUUUUGUGGAGGUGGUCACCAUUCAUGUCUUUGCCCCAUUCCUCCAUACGACCAUCCUUACUGGGCAACUGCAUACCCCACUUCGUCCUCCCCACAACUCACAAAGACAAAUGUUUCAAUCACUCCUACGUCUUUGCCGAGCUAUGCGCCACAGGAAUCAGACGACGAAUGGGAAGAGAUAAUUUCAGAGAAGCUGUCUGACCUGGAAGAAACACUCAAGAAAUUAUUACAGCAACAAAUGCAAAUUCAACAGCAACAAAUCCAAAUUCAACAGCAAGCAGACUCAAGGAUGCAAAACAUGGAGAAUCAAUUGGGGCAGAUUGCAAAGGCUUUAUCUGAGGAGUCCGAUAGAUCCCAUCCUAGCGACACAGAAGCCCAACCCGAGGAGACCAAUAUGGAUGAUCACGUGAGCGAGUCAGACUAUGAUGGUGUGAAUAUGAUGGAUGAUACACUUCCUGAUGUUUUUGAAGACCCUGAUGAGAACGGUGUUAACGAGAGUUGGGAUGCCUUCAUGGGGAGUGAUACAGAGUCUGGAGGAGAGGUUGUGAAUGUUCAUGAUAUUUGUGAGGAAGAAGAAGACUUUUGUAUGGUGCAAUUUGAUUACGGUGUUGCUCCUACUCCUUGCUUUGAGACAUCUUUUGAGCUUCCGGUGAUACCUAGAGUAAUCAAAGUGUUCACUCAUGUUUUCUGUCCAACUGAAGAGGAUGAGAGUUUCAUACUUCACUUCUGUGCUGAUGAGGGUUAUGAAGACCAUGUGCUGCCUUCGUGGGCUGACGAAUUUAAAGAUCUGCGCCACUUAAUGACAUUUGUUGAGAGGAAGCUGGAGACGUUGACUAUAAGUGCACCACUACAGUCUUUGCUAUUGGAGAGUCUAUGGGGUAGUUGUGUCGGGCAAACGACGUUAAAAAUAGCGCUUCUCGGGAGGCAACCCGAGCUUUUUUUCUGCUUUUGUUUUUGCUUUUGCUUUGUUUGUUGUUUGGUUGUUUUGCUUUGUGUUUUUUUUGCAGCUCAGGGUCUUGUUGUAUGGAUGAUGUGCCGAGGAUUACAUUGACUCAGUUUAGUUCUGCAUCGACCAAUGCCUUAGGGAAGUUUCUUUGAACUCUUUUACUCGCUUGUUGAAAUAUUGACUUGAGUUAAGUUGAGCAUGCGUGACCCUAUCCUCUUUACCCCCUUGUGCAUAGUGCAUUUUUGGUCAUCGAGGACGAUGCCAAAGUUUAAGUGUGGGGGAGUGAAUUGGGCAUUCGGGCAGUAGUUGUUACAUGUGAUUAAUUAGAGUUAGCAUGCGCAGGUGUUAGUUGUAUAUUCAUAGGAAAUUCGUGUAAAAAAAUUUUUGAAAAUUUUUCUUUAAAACUGUGUCUUUGUGAAGUGGCUAGCAUUUGACUAUGCUUUUAUAACAUCUUUGAAGUGUUUAGACUUAAUUUGCUUGCACUAUAAUCUGGUUGUUGAAAGGAUGAAGGCAUUAGUCACCCAUUGAAUUUUCCAAUAAUCAUCCACCCCACCUGAAAGAACCCUUUAGGAGAAGCCAUUUUGAGCUUGGCUGUUCUUUGUUACCCAAUUAAUUGAGCUCCAUAGCCAAAUGGCCUAUGUUCCUUACCCGUGAAUAUUUCUGACUUAGUCUUGAUGUUUAGGGAAUUAGGGGAUUAAUUUGUUAAGUUUAGGGAAUUUGUGUAGGAGCCAUUUUUGGCAUUGUUCCUAUGCCCCAAAUGGGGUAAGAGCAGUCACUUUUUAGGAAUUUGAUACUUUCGAGGAUUGCAUUGUAGGCAUGGAUUCACUUUUAAAUAAAUGAACCUUAAUUGCUAUUUUUCCUUGGUGAGGCCGAGAUUAGAAUGGGGUAAUGUCUAGUGAGAAUCCGAAAGGUGAAAAAUUAAUAUAGCUAGACCUCUUACUUUGCGAAAAAGAGAAUGAGAGCCCCAGUCAAAAAGCGUAAGAUGAGACUUGGGUAUCUUUCGAAAGAAACAGCGUUCUCGUGCCAACAUGACAAGGAAAACUAAACAUAAUUAAUGAAUUUGGAGGCUAUCUCAAAAUUUAGCUUUAGUCCUCCGCGUACUUCAAGUAUACGGCAAAGCGCAAAUGUGCCGAGACGGUUUAGCUUAGUUGUACACCAUGUCUACUCUUUGCAUAGGUUUAAAUGAUUGUUCCUAAAUUGUGGCCUACUGAGUUCCUUGAUCCUAAGAAUAGCCCUGAAGUUCCUGAAUGCAUUGAGUCUUUGUUAGAAUAUUCCAAUCUCUCAAAAGAAAGGGACUGUUUAUUACCAUUCAUCAUUCACCAUCACCUUCACAAGUCCUUCUGAUCAAUAGCUAGUUUAUUUGUGUAUGCUAUCAUUACUCUAAGGAUGUUGUGAAUACUUUGUCAAAUAGUUUAGCUUGAGUACAAAGAUGUAGUUUAGGGAAGAAUUUUCUUGGUUUAGUCUGCCUGUUCUGUGAAUAUUCCUCUAACUACGUGUGCAUGCUAAUUAUUUUGAUUCCGUGUGGUGAUUAUUGUAAGUCCCGUUGUUUAGUUUGCUUGAGGACAAGCAAAGGCUUAAGUGUGGGGGAAUCUGAUAAGUCCGUAUUUAGACACGCAUUUGAUGCGUGUUCGGAUCGACUUUUGAUGGUUUUCCUAGCUUUAAGGUGUUACAAGUCUCAAUUUUAGCUCAAGUUAUGUUUAACAGGCGUUGGUUCGAGUUUUGUGUCAUUUGGAGUCAAAAUCAGGAUUUUAGAGUUCAACAUCGGCACUUGAGGAGCAAUCGGGAUGAUUCGAGAUGCAUUUGAGUGUUGAUUUGAGAGCUAUGGAGGUCACCGGUAGGUUUACGAUGAAGAUUUAAUGACAAAAGAGCUCUAGGAUUGGCUAUGGGAUCAAAAAGAAGAUGAACGAAGCUUGAAAACGACGAUCAGGAUGACCUUCUGUCAAUCGGGCAAGCAUAUCUCUUUGUAGAAGCAUCCAAUGAACACGAUUCAAAGUCCACAUGAAAGCCAACUUCAAGAUCUACAAAUCAUAUGAAGACAUCAUUCCUAGAAUCUGAGAGGAAGAAGAUGAAAACAGACGAUGAAGUCAGAUGAUCUCUGCUGCGAUCUCAGAAUGACACCUUCCACCGUUUUGAUCAUAUCUCUUGAUUGGAUGAUUCAAAUCACAUUCGGCAAAUUGGGUUGGAUAGAAGACUUCAUCAUCUACAACUUUCAUGAAGAAAGUUUUGUCAAAUUCGGAAGUUUUACGCACGCCGUGCGUCCGGGUACGCCCGCCGUGCGUCCAAGGCGUUAAAUUGAAGGGAGCUACUGGCAGCAACGCACGGCCGUGCGUCCGGGUACGCACUCCGUGCGUUCAAGGCAUUAAAAUGGCGAAAGGCUACUGGCAGAAACGCACGGACGUGCGUAGGGGAACGCACUCCGUGCGUUGCCUAUUUUCACGCGCAGGUCCGUCGGACGCACGGCAGCAACGCACGCCGUGCGUAGGCUCCGUGCGUACCGCGGAUCUGUCCUUUUUCGACCCAAACUCAUUGUUUUCUAUAAAUUAAGCCUCCCUAACCCCGUUUUGAGGGGGGGGAAACCUAGAGAGAAGCUUAGGGACGUGUUUUACAGUGUUUUUCCGCUAUUUUGUUCAAGACCCUGAGAUUCUUUGUAAGUUUCAUCUUUUUAAUUAAUGACAAUUAUUUUUAUUCAUCCCAAUUCUAUUGAUUCUUCAAUUAUGAAUUGUGAGUAGUUUAAUUAGGGAUUUGGGGUUGAUGAAGGGGUUAAUCAUGAUGUAUGGCUAGAUUCUUGUCGGUCUAAUUGCAUGAAUGCCGUUUAAUUUGUGUUUGAAUAAUUUAACUGAUAUCUCUUGUAACCUAGAUGGCCACUAGAAUUACAAUUGCAUGUAGAAUAAAUUAAGAGAGAUCUAAUUUGUUCUAGGACACAUUCACACACACUUAAUCGUUCGCUAAGAGAUUAGUAGCGAUUAAGGGGCCGUAAGCUCGCUCGUCUUGGCAAUAAUUUAGGAUCCUGUCGCAUGAGAGAUCAGCCUGGUCCCCUAAAUUAUUGUACUCUACGCCGCGAGAGCGGUAAGAACUUAGUAAUGAUUAGCUAGGCUCAAUUUAAUUAACUUCAUGUAAUUAGGCCUGAUCUGCCAGAAAUCUGGUUACCCCGGAAUCGAUCCCUGUUCCCUUCGUCAUUAAUUAGAAAGAACCCCCUAGGUUAAUUAUUCACAUUAGUUUAAUUUAAUUUUUAUUCAAUCAAUCAAUCUCGCACACUUGCAUUUUAUUUUAUUUUAUUUUAUUUUUAUUCGCUGAAUUUAGUUAAUCUUUAAUUCCCUUUUGUCCGUCCCUGUGGAGACGAUACUCGUACUUUCAACCACUUUACUACAUCAAUUUUUAAGUGCGAGAAAACACACAUCAGAGCUCUUGCCCGCGGUCUACUUAUUGAAAAGAUGGAGGAAAUAUGUUAAAUUAGUUUACACGAAGUGAAAAUCAAUUACAAUGGGUGGAUCACAACGGUGAAACAAGAACACUUUCAUAAGUUGUGCAAUACGUUUGAAUCACUUGCAAAUAUGAUUGCAGAUGGUGAUGAGAAGUACCAAAGUGUUCUUCUUUGGUUGGACACUCAAAUGUCCACAUAUAUUCCUCCCCAUGUUAAUCGUUUUUUCAUGUGUUGCAACCUAACAUCUAUCCCAAAAUCGAAUAGUGGUGUGCAAGGUGAGGUUCCAAAAAUCAUUGGAGAUCCUAAGUGUGCAAGGCGCAAGGGUGCACAGAGUCAAAACCGCCAAAAAGGACCAUGGAAGAAGGGGAAGAAGAAAUCAAGGGCUAGGAAUGACAAUGCAAGUACUCCACAACCGACCUCUGAGCAUGGCAAUGGACAGGGGAAUUCUAAUGACAUGAUGAAUUGUAGUGGUUUAGAUUUAAAUCUUCGUUUGAUGUUAAUGUGCAUGGCAGUGUUUAAACGGAUAUUUAAAUCUUAGUUUGAUGUAAAUGUGCAUGCCAACCUUAAGCCUCUUAGCCA
Molecule: messenger RNA, 10056 nt
Organism: Cuscuta epithymum
Lineage: Eukaryota; Viridiplantae; Streptophyta; Magnoliopsida; Solanales; Convolvulaceae
Source: the annotation of a GenBank genome assembly